Messenger RNA from Psilocybe cubensis, 954 nucleotides. RefSeq lists its product as uncharacterized. The transcript is spliced from 5 exons. Gene Ontology annotation, cellular component: membrane. NCBI's taxonomy places the organism in Eukaryota, Fungi, Basidiomycota, Agaricomycetes, Agaricales, Agrocybaceae. The record is from RefSeq and is a predicted model, not a curated record. The coding region runs from base 1 to 954 and encodes 317 amino acids.
AUGCAGAUCCCAUUUGUAUCCGGGGUGCUUGCUCUGUUACUCAGCGCCCAUGGUCUGCGCAGGAAGUCACUCUCGCCCAGCGGCGCGUUCGCCGCACUCGUCGUAGGCUUUCUAAUGAUGGCGGGCGGGACCAGCGUGUUUGGUGUUGCGCUGAUUGGAUUCUAUUUGGUGGGCAGCCGUGCUACCAAGUAUGGCAAGAAUAGGAAGGCCAAGUUGGAAGAGGGGUAUCAGGAGGGAGGGUACCGGUCGGGGUGGCAGGUGCUGUGUAACAGCGCAUCGGCGCUUGUUGCUGCGAUUGUGUGGAAUGCGGCGAUGGAUCCGAGGAGUGUGCAGGCGGCGGUGACGCGUACGCUGCUUGGACUUGAUAUGGGUGGAACGGUGUUGGGAUUGAGGGGGCCCGUGGUGUAUGGCCGAUCGAGUGGAGGGUGGUGUCCGACUGAGAGGACGGUGGCGGAUGGAUGGAGUCGUGCGUUGGUGUUUGCUGCGCUUGGACAUUUCGCGUGCUGUCUGGGGGACACACUCGCCUCGGAGCUGGGUAUACUCUCACCUUCACCUCCACGGUUGAUCACGACGCUGAAGACGGUGCCACCUGGCACGAACGGCGCGAUGUCGGUGGGCGGAACAGUCGCGUCUAUCGCGGGCGGAGGGAUCGUCGGCGCGUUGAUGGGUGCUGCGCUGGUUCUGGAAAAUGGCCAGUGCGGGCGCGGCGCGGUAUUUGAAUUGGUCGCGUGGGGGAUGUGUGGGGGAGGCAUCGGAAGCCUGGUGGACUCGUUCCUUGGAGCGACGGUGCAGCAGACGCGGUACUCGACAAAGAGCAAGGUUGUGCUGCAGGACGCGAGCAAGGCGGACGGGCGGGUCAUCAGCGGGCUCAAUAUUUUGACGAAUAAUCAGGUAAAUCUCGCGUCGAGUGUGUUUUGCGCGGUAAUGGCGGCCUGGUUGGCUGCGAGGGUGUGA